UUAGUGAAGAAAUGGUAAAGGUAAACUAGUUUUAAACAGGAGAAAAAGAACAUAACAUUGUAAGAUUAAUUAACACAAAUCGAUAUAUACAUACGGGCAAAAAAACACUUUAGAAUAUUUUACAAAGAAGAUAUGCUUGUUUCUUUAUUACUGUGAAUACAAAUUUUCUUUAUGUACUCUGAUAAAACAUGCUUAGUGACGUGUCUAUUGUUUUCUAAGAUAACCUCAAUGUAGUAACAUCGAAUGGUAAAAAAAAUAAAAAUUCAACAAAACAGCCUAACCUAGACUGCCGAAGGACGAUGACUUUUUUAAAAUCGUGGGAAGAGUUUGAGAAAGCCGCGGAGAAGCUAUAUUUGCAGGAGCCCUCCAAGGUGCGCUAUACCAUGAAAUACACGCACUCCAAGAAUCAAUUAGUAUUGAAAAUUACUGAUGACGCUGUGUGUUUGCAAUUCAAAACUGAAAUCGCUCAAGACCUGAGGAAAAUCGACAAGUUCAUCAACAACCUUGUCCGGCAUAUGGUCUCUAAAGAAACAUAAAAUCUACUGCUAUAAAUUGACUGAAUUCUGUUUUUAUAUCUUCUAAUUUAUUAAUAAAACGUUAUAAGAAAAGGAUGAUUAUUAUAUUGAAGGGAAAUA
Cylas formicarius (sweet potato weevil) is the source of this 635-nucleotide messenger RNA. It is a transcript of the gene Srp9, whose product is annotated as signal recognition particle 9 kDa protein. Gene Ontology annotation, cellular component: signal recognition particle, endoplasmic reticulum targeting. Gene Ontology annotation, biological process: negative regulation of translational elongation; SRP-dependent cotranslational protein targeting to membrane. Bases 300 to 536 code for a protein of 78 amino acids. The record is from RefSeq and is a predicted model, not a curated record. Gene Ontology annotation, molecular function: 7S RNA binding. Lineage: Eukaryota; Metazoa; Arthropoda; Insecta; Coleoptera; Brentidae. The transcript has 2 exons.